AUGAAUGAUCGCAGGUGUUUCGAGUCACUAGAUAAAGCUCUUCGAGAUAUUACAAACAACAAACACUCACCUUUUGGCGGUAAAUCAAUCUUGCUAGGAGGCGACUUUAGACAGACAUUACCUAUAAAACCGAAGGCAUCAAAAUCUGAAAUCAUAGCCUUAUGCAUUACAAGAUCUUAUCUUUGGCGAUUUUUCAAGAUAUUCACGCUUACCCAAAAUAUGCGUCUCGCAUUCGCAGCUGAAGACACCUCAUGGUUCUGUAAAUGGUUGUUGGAUAUUGGUGAUGGAAAAGUCGGAAAAGUGAAAGAACAAUGCAACGAUGUCAAGAUAAUUGAUAUUUCUGACCAACUGAUUAUCCGCCAGUCCCAUCUGCACUAUCUGAACUCAUAG
Molecule: messenger RNA, 390 nt
Organism: Erigeron canadensis
Lineage: Eukaryota; Viridiplantae; Streptophyta; Magnoliopsida; Asterales; Asteraceae
Exons: 1
Coding region: 1-390 (129 amino acids)
Biological process (GO): DNA repair; telomere maintenance
Molecular function (GO): DNA helicase activity
Source: RefSeq, a predicted model, not a curated record